Messenger RNA from Trypanosoma cruzi, 1242 nucleotides. RefSeq names its product mucin-associated surface protein (MASP), putative. The coding region runs from base 1 to 1242 and encodes 413 amino acids. The record is from RefSeq and is a predicted model, not a curated record. The transcript has a single exon. Lineage: Eukaryota; Euglenozoa; Kinetoplastea; Trypanosomatida; Trypanosomatidae.
AUGAUGGCGAUGAUGAUGACUGGCCGUGUGCUGCUGGUGUGUGCCCUCUGCGUGCUGUGGUGCGGUGCCGGCGGAGUUUAUGCGAGGGACGUCGACAACAACGCACAGGGUGUCUGCAUGACGUCGGGAGGGUUUGGAAAGAAAAAAUCGUAUUUGUCGAGCGGAUGUGAUAAAAACGCGCCGACACUCUCUUUGCGUUCAGUUUUGCCCAUUCCUGCUAUACAAGCCGAAGAUUCUGAAGAAGUUGCUUCCUCCAAGGGAAAAGGCGGUAAAAAUCCAACUUCAGGUGUUGUUGAAGCUGCCGACAUCGCUGCAGGAGUAGGAGGUGGCGGAAGUGGUGGCGGAAGCGGUGUAAAAUCUGCUGGACAAGGUGGUGGUGGCAGCAGUGAAGCUGGUUCUGUACCUGCUGCUGGUCUCUCUCCUGGCGCUGGUCUCUCUCCUGCUGCUGGUGGUCCUGCUUCCGGUGGUGGUUCUUCACCUGACCGUAUUGUUGGCACGGAGACCAGUGUCAGUCUUUCAUCCCCUUUGCAAAGUGAAUCUGAAAAAAAAGUUUUGCGAAGAGAUGAGGCAAAGGAUCAGAGUCACCAGUUGCCCAACGGAAAAGCAGCAGGAACACCAGUCGCUGAAACUCAGUCACGGGGCUCUGAUAAAACAAGGGGGCAAGAUGUUGGCGACACUUCUACAUUGGGUUUCAAACAAGAGCGCUCUUCGGAAGAACCGGAGAAAAAAGACGGGGAUUCAUACACUCUUCAAACAGUUAAGUCACCAGAAGAUCCAAAUAAAGAAUUACAAGAAAAAGGAAAAGCCUUACCGGAAUUAUCAAACGCACCUCUGCCGGAACCAAAAACUGAUCAUCCAAAAACGAAUCCAGAAAAAGAGAAGAAAGGCAGCCAGAACACGAGUGCAUCCACGGAUUCACCUGCAAAACAAGAAGGAAAUAACGAGGAUCCUGUAUCCACUUCGGACGCUGCGGAGAGUGUAUCAACUGGCAGUCAAGAACAAGCAGCAGCGACAUCUUCAAAUGACAGCUCUUCCCCACUUCAGAAGGAAACAUCCGUUGAAAAGACUACUGUGGAGAAUUCUCAACCUUCCGAUACUGCGCAGACGGAAAAACGCCAAAGUGUAAAUAAGGAAAAGGUUGGCGACAGUGACAGCAGCAGCGCUCUCUCUCACACCACCUCCCCUCUUUUGCUUCUUCUUCUUGUUGCGUGUGCGGCUGCUUCUGCGGUGGUGGCCGCGUGA